Messenger RNA from Effrenium voratum, 933 nucleotides. The record is from the annotation of a GenBank genome assembly. NCBI's taxonomy places the organism in Eukaryota, Dinophyceae, Suessiales, Symbiodiniaceae.
AUGUACACAGAUGACUGCGAGAUGACAGUGGGGCUUGUAAAUGGCCUCCUGAAACACGGGCUACAGCUGGGCGAGGAAGAGAUGCUGCAAGCUUGGCAGGCAGAGUGGGACCUGGCCAAACAGCGCCCUCGCCCUGCACCACCGGGAGCUGAGAGAAACGGUCACGGGAGCAUCAAAGGCUACUUCCGUGGCUUUCGCCAGAUUGACGAGGUGAGGCGGCUGCAGGCGUCCAAGGAGGAUCCAGGGAACGCGCCACCUAUGCGGGCUUUGCCACUUGCUUUUGUGGACAACGCAGAAGUGCGCCAGCGACUCUGCAUUCUCAACGCAAAUGCAACUCAUCCACAUCCGCGAGCUCGAGCUGCAAGCCUCCUUAUGGCUGAGGGCGCACGCUGGCUCAUUGUGGAAGGAGGCAAUCGGCACGAAGUCAUUUCUGAGUCUCUGAAGAGAUUGCAGAGAAGCAACGCGAGUGAUGCCGCUACGGAGGCACAACUGCAGAGGCUGGAUGAGCUUGAGGACUACCAUGACUGGGGCAACCGCUUCAGCAAGAUGAAAGCCUGCACGCUUGAGCUCUUGUGUGGUCCUCAGCCAGUCCCUCCUGCGGAUGGCAUUUCAGCAGGUGAGGAUGGGUCAUCCAAGAUGCAUGGACUUUGGUCCGAUGCGAUGCGGACCUCCUGCUUGGUGCUCUAUCUUUUGAAGCACCACCGCGGCCCUUUGGACAUCCUCAGGGCCUCUGUGGACAUUGGCGGCGAUGUGGAUUCAAUUGCUGCCCUGUGCCUGGGCGUUGUGGGGGCAACAGCUGGUCUGGGCUUUGGAGAGGCAGAGGGCCUGCCCUGGUUUUUGCUGGAAGAGCUGGAAGGCGUUGAAUAUCUCCAUGCACGUGGAGCGAAGUUUCAGGAUUGGAUCCAGAAGCAACCAAAGAUGAGAGAGGGAUAG